GUGCAGGCUCCCUGCAGCUCCAGCAGGACGCACGGAGCGCUCUAGCCUGUCCCGUCACGGUCCACUUUACGGCAGAAUAACGCUGGCGACACACCGCUUCGCAGCGAACGUCGCCGUUCUGCUGCUGUUUCUUUCAGCCUAGUACUUGGUUGUAGCCCUGCUGAGAGCGGUUUGGUUCUACUCGUGGGUGGAGUACCUCUCUCUGUCCAGCAACCAUGUCAGGCUUCAACCUGCUGCAUCUAAUAACCAAGAGCCAGCCUGUAGCUCUGAGGUCCUGCAGCCUUCCUUCAGGAGCAUGUAGGACUAAAAAGACAUGGCCGGUGAGUUUUCCUUCGGAGGACCUGAAGAAACGCCUCACACCUCUACAGUACCACGUUACCCAGGAGAGGGGAACCGAGAGUGCCUUCACUGGUGGGUUAACUCAUCACAAAGAUGAGGGCACCUACACUUGUGUGGUCUGUGGGGCUGUGCUGUUCAGCUCGAACAGUAAAUUUGACUCUGGAUCAGGUUGGCCGUCUUUCUCCGACCUCGUGACGGCGGAGUCGGUCACUGUUUCCGAUGAUUUUUCCCACGGGAUUCACCGAGUGGAGACUACCUGUAGCCAGUGCGGCGCUCACCUGGGACACCUGUUUGAUGAUGGACCAAGACCUACAGGAAAACGCUACUGCAUCAAUUCGGCCUCCUUGGCUUUCCAGCCCAAAGAUGGAGGGGCCUCCCCUGCCUCCGGCUCCGUAGCCGAGGGCGGAGCUGGGGGGAGCCCAGGAAGUGGCAGGACGGAGCUCUGAAAGACACUCGUGAAUUGCAGCACAUCCCACAACUGUGCCUGUGUAGGAAUAGUUAAAAUACAGAAAGGAGUUUUAGCUUCAUAUAAGUGCUGUAAAAUCUCUCACGAAGGAAAUGUGCACGGUACCUAAAUAGUCACACUGAAAAGCUGAAAAUCACACUGUCCCAACUGAAUACUGGGAACUAUGUUUUCCCUUUUAUUCCCUUUGGUUUGAAGAGUACCAUUUAGUCUGCUAAUAUAAACGUGGAGGAAAUGCUGUGUAGUGGUAGUGACACAUGAAUAAAAAAUGAGCACUUUUUACAGUAAGUAUUUUAUUACAGUAUAUCUUUGAAAUGAUAUUUGAAAAUGGCCUCCAGUCACAGAUGGUAUCAUAUGUUGGACAA
This is a messenger RNA of Pungitius pungitius (ninespine stickleback), 1167 nucleotides long. It is a transcript of the gene msrb3, whose product is annotated as methionine sulfoxide reductase B3. Gene Ontology annotation, molecular function: peptide-methionine (R)-S-oxide reductase activity. Gene Ontology annotation, biological process: protein repair; response to oxidative stress. Gene Ontology annotation, cellular component: cytoplasm. The record is from RefSeq and is a predicted model, not a curated record. The transcript has 7 exons. Bases 216 to 785 code for a protein of 189 amino acids. NCBI's taxonomy places the organism in Eukaryota, Metazoa, Chordata, Actinopteri, Perciformes, Gasterosteidae.